Molecule: messenger RNA, 4144 nt
Organism: Prorocentrum cordatum
Lineage: Eukaryota; Dinophyceae; Prorocentrales; Prorocentraceae
Source: the annotation of a GenBank genome assembly
GCCCGCAUCGUCGUUGGUCCAGCCACACGGAAGGAUCUCAGCGACGUCAUGGAGAUAGAGGCGAGCGCCCAGCAGGAGGCCGACGGCAAGAUCUGGUACCUCUUGAGCCCGGACCUCGACGUCUAUCCAGUGCUGGUGGACGCCCCGGACCUGCGCGGCUACGAGCUUCUGGACAACGACGGGAGCGUGCUGCUGAGGUCUGGGCUCCGCCGGGGCGGGAGACCGGUGUACGGCUCCGAGUGGGUGCCCACCGCGCUGGAGCUGGUGGACGCGAUGGAAGCGGUGGCCCCACAGGUCCAGCCCGAGCGCAGGAUGUCCAAGAAGGGUCCGCUUCCUCCGACGGGGGCAGCAGCGCAGACACCUACGGACUUGGUGAAUAUAGUGACUGGGAGUGAACGGCUCCCGGAGGUGAAGCCACUGCGCUGGUACGUCACGGCGGGGCCCAACAAGUCCGAGAUCGACGGCCUCUUCCCCCACUCCGUGGUGGACGAGUUCGCGCGCUCGGAUGACAUGGCCAUCGCUGUGGUCGGCACCGGCGUGUACACCCUCAGGGCCCUCGACCCGAAGGAGGGCGUCGUGCAGGUCAUCCGAGACGACCGCCUGCUGGCCAUGGCGAAGGACAGCAGCGGGAUCCGCAAGAAGCUGUUCAGGGACGCCGUGCUGGAGGUCACGGAGAGCCCGUGGCCGGGGUGGCCGCUCUUGGGGCCGCGCACAGCGGCCUGGUGCGUCCGCUUCAUCGCGGAGCAGGACAGCCACCCCCGGGCCCGUCACACCAAGUGGUUACACGAGACGGGGCUCACACAGUCGGACCCGGGGGUGGCUGAUCAUGAAGUCGCCAUGCGGGCCUUCGAGUUCGGUCUCGUGUAUGAUCAGGUGAACGUGGGAGAGCUCGUGAGCUUCGAGCUUCUGGCCCGGCGGGCGCAGAUGGCGGAGUGGCGAUGCCGCGACCGCCUGGCGCCCCGCCGGGCCGAUGAGACGGCGGAGGACGAGCACCUCUACAUGGGCACGGGGGGGACGAGGGGCCUCAUCAUGAUGGCCCCAUUCCUGGUGGAGCACAUCUCGACGGAGCUGCACCGGGAGAGCCAGGUGAUGAAGGAGAAGAGGAAGUUGAGGGAGGAGCGCCAGCUCGCGAAGGGCACUGGCGCCGACGGCGACACGAAGGAGAGCCUUCGCAAGAAGGCGGCCGCGAUACCGGCGGCCGCGGCGCCAAGUGACAACGCCAUGCCUGCGCCUCGGGAGCUGCUUCCUGUGCCGCUCCCGCAGGCGCCCCUCGGCAGCAGCGGGCAUCCCAGCUCGUGCUGUCGUACCGUGCGGUCUCGUCUGCUCCGCCACCGGCACGUCGACGGGUGGGGCGUGGAGGUGCAUCAGGCGCUGACCUGUCUCCACGGACGAGGGGGCGCUGAUCCUGGAUGCCCGCCCACUCUAGGGCAAAGUUUUGGUUCUGACCACGUGCGAGCUGCUGUUCAAAGUAUCGGGGCUCCUACUAUCACCGGCGCGGCAGCCUUCAAGGAGCUGCGCGCCAGCAAGCCCGGCUACACAUCGACGCCGGUGAAGCCAGCCGCCUUCCAGCGCGACCUCGUCGCGCUGCCCUCGCCCGGCGCCAAGUGCGAUGGCGCCAGCAUCUUGCAGGGCGAGGCGCUCGACCUUUGGGAGGAGUGGCAGCAACGGUUGUUGCGGAAGAGCCCAGAUGUCUCCGCCGUGAAGCCGCAUUGCGACGCGAAGCUGAUGCAGAGCAAGUCCAGCUACGCCCACUUCGUGGCUGACUUGUACGACGCCGGGCUGGUGAAGUUCGGCUCACUACGUGAAUCUACUCUCGGAAUUUUCUUCGUUCCCAAGUCUGAUGGGAAGUUGCGGCUUAUCUUUGACACGCGUCGGGUCAACCAGCUCUUCGAGCCUCCUGCGCACACGGCGCUGCCUACGGCUGGCUGCUGGAAGGGGUUGCUCUUGGAGCCUAAUGACGAGCUGUGCCUCUCGCAAGUUGACGUGGAGCGGGCGACUCCAUCCCUGGUCGGCCAGACCGCUGCCGCGGUGUAUGUCGACGGAGUCGCAGUGAUUGGCACGCAGAGCGCGCAGACCGUGCAGGACUGUCGUACCAUUGCCGAAUCCCUCCUCGCAGUGGGCCUGGUCACCAAGGACAUGGAGCUGCCGCAGGACGAGCAGCCGUUCACCGGGCUCAUCUUCGAGAAGGGGUCCGAGUGGAUCUCCCUCUCGCGCAGCCGGAUCUGGAGGAUCCGACGGGCUUUCCAGUAUGCCGCCGAGGCCGACAAGCUUACUGGCGUGCAGAUGCGCAUGCUCCUGGGGCACUACACCUGGGCAGCCAUGCUGAGGAGGCCGCUGCUGUCCGUCUUCGCCGCCUGCUGCUCCUUCGCGGAGAAGGCCGGGGACAUGGCGUGGCGGCCUUGGGCUAUUGUGCGUCACGAGCUCAGGCUGGGCGCGGCACUGGUGGCGAUGGCCUUUGUAGAUUUGCGUCGGCCGGUCGCCGCCACUGCACUGGCUACCGAUGCUUCUGGCGGCGCACGGCAGGGCCGCAGCAUGGGCCCAGACUUGGCGCCGCCAGGGCUCGAGUCGGCCGCCGCUGGCGACCACGGGGGCUUCGGCGUGGUCAGCCGCGAAGUCCCUCGCUGCGCCGUGGCCGCCGCUCUUCAGCUCAGCGAGAAGUGGAGAUUCAAGACGCUCGACUUUCUAGGGGCUCGGGCAUCAGCGCUCGGCCUCAAGGCUCUGGUCAUGGGGGUCCGCCAUUUCGUUCGCAACACUGCCAACCAUGGACGUCGCCUGCUGCUGCUAUGCGACAACAUGGGGCUGGUGCUCGCAUCAGGGAAGGGGAGAUCUUCGGUGCCGUCGCUCAACCUCGUGCUUCGUCGGCUCGCUGCGAUCUCCAUCUUCGCCAAUAUCGAUAUCACAGUACGGUGGAUCCCUUCAGAGUUGAAUCCAGCAGACGCCCCGCCGAGCCGCCCUGCACCAGAGCCCGACGAUGGCUCGCUAUGGCGAGCCGCUGCGGAGGCGCUCGCCGCAGAAGGGCGCCCGCGGCGGCGCGACCCAGGCCUUGCCGGCCUCGGCGACGCCGCGGCGCCCGCGGCAAUGGCAGGGGGCUUCGGGCUCCACCGGGGGGGCAUCGGCACGCAGCCGAGCGACUCCUCGGACAGCGACUCGGAGUCGGAGCCCACGGCCAGCUCGAGCGACGCCAGCCCCAGCGGAGAAAGCUACAGCGAGGAGGGCGAGGUUGGCGGCCGAGCGGACCAGGCGCGCAAGAUCAGGGCCUCGUCCAACGUGCACUUCGUGACCUCGUACCGGAACUUCGACAACUGGUGCCAGACGCAUGCCGUGCCCGUUCAGACCGCCAGCGAGAUCGACAAGGCCAUCAGCGAGUACAUGGACGUGCUCUACUUCGACGGGAUGCCGUCGGACGUCGCGUCGAAGACGAUCGCGGCCGUCCGGCACUUCCGCCCCGCGGCGGUGGGCGAGGCCGAGCUGGCGGCCAGCAGGGCCGCUUUGAAGGGCUUCCGCCUGCUCGCCCCGGCCCGCACUCGCCAGCCGCUGGUCCGCGAGGCGGUCUUCUGCCUGAUAGGGCUGGCGAUGCUGGACGGCGAGUCGGGGUUCGCAGAGGCCCUCAGCUUGGCAUGGGACACAGCCCUCCGCUUGCCCAGCGACCUGAUGCAGUUGCGAAGCCCGUCCCUCGUGCCGCCGCAGCCCCGCAUGGAGAUCUACGUGUGGAGCCUGCUGCUGUACCCAGAGGAGACCGGCCUGCGCAGCAACGGGAAGCAGUUCGACGAGGGGGUCCAGCUCGCGCCAGCAGGCUCCAAGGCGCUAGGCCCUGCCCUGGCGCGCCUACGGGAACGCCCAGCCCAGGCGCCCUUGUGGGACCUCGACGCCAGGCGCUUCGGCCAGCUUUUCAAGAAGUACGCGGAGAUGAUCAACCUCAGGGACCCGCACCCAUACCGGGUGCGACGCGGCUCGGCGAGCUGGGACAUCGCCAGCGGGGCGCGGAGCCUCGAGGCGGUGCAGGCCCGUCUUCGGCACGCCAGCGCGACCAGCACCCAGCGGUGCAGCCGAGCCGCUCGGUACACCGCGGAGCUGGAGCUGGCGCCAGAGUCGGUCAAGGCCUUCGGCGCCGCGGUGGCGGACCAGUGGGCCUUGACGCUCCAAG